Messenger RNA from Phragmites australis (common reed), 1727 nucleotides. RefSeq lists its product as uncharacterized. The record is from RefSeq and is a predicted model, not a curated record. Gene Ontology annotation, biological process: positive regulation of ATP-dependent activity; protein folding. Lineage: Eukaryota; Viridiplantae; Streptophyta; Magnoliopsida; Poales; Poaceae. Gene Ontology annotation, molecular function: ATPase activator activity; protein-folding chaperone binding. Gene Ontology annotation, cellular component: cytosol. The coding region runs from base 171 to 1226 and encodes 351 amino acids. The transcript is spliced from 3 exons.
ACUUCCCUUUCUUGGCUUCGCUUCCAGACCAAAUCCAACACCGAACCAUCCAGAAGCAGCCGCCUCUCUAAAAAGCUCCCAUUUUCCGGUCAUCAACCCCACCACCGCGCCACACGCAGAUCCGAACGAAGCCGAGCCCGGCCAAACCCUAAGCCCCCCUCCGCGCACCCAUGGCGAAGUACGGCGAGGGCGACAAGCGGUGGAUCGUGGAGGAGCGCGCCGACGGCACUAACGUCCACAACUGGCACUGGGCGGAGCGCGACUGCCUCGAGUGGUCACGGGCGCGGCUCUCCGCGCUGCUCGCGGGGCUCACCGUCCUCGACGGCGAGGGCGGCCUCACCAUCCGCACCACCGCGCUCGACAAGCUCGACGGCGAGGCCUACGUCAACAUCCGCAAGGGCAAGGUCAUCCCGGGGUACGAGCUCUCCCUCACCCUCUCCUGGGAGGCCGAGGCCGCCUCGGAGUCCGGCGUCGCCAAGGUCACCGGCGCCGCCGAGGUCCCCUACCUCGCCGACGAGAACGCGGACGAGGACCCCGACCUCCGCGUCACCGUCCGUGGCGACGAAACCCCCCUCGCGCGCCGCGCCAAGGACGCUUUCCUCGCCCGCGGCAAGCCCCUGGUCCUCGAGAAGAUCCGGGAGUUCGUCGCCACCAUGGCGAAGGGCGGCCCGGCGAGGGACGAGCUGGAGUCCAAGAAGACGCCCACAAAGGCCGCUGCAGUGCCUGGCGCCGCCCCAGCGGCGAAGGAGGAGGUGGCUCCUGCGCCGGUGGUGAAGGAGAAGAAGGCGAAGGGGAAGGCGAAGGAAGGAUUCAAGACCAUUGAGAUGACGGAGAAGUUCUACUGCCGUGCCAAGAACAUAUAUGAGAUCUUGAUGGACGAGAACAGAUGGAGGGGGUUCACACAGAGCAAUGCGAGGAUCAGCAGAGAGGUCGGAGGGGAGUUUAGCCUCUUCGAUGGGUCCAUCACUGGCGUCAAUGAGGAGCUGCAGGAAGGGAAGCUGAUUGCGCAAAAGUGGCGGUUUGGGAGCUGGCCAGACGGCUUGUAUUCCUCGGUCAGGCUGGUGUUUGAUGAGCCCGAAUCAGGAGUUACAAUCAUAAAGCUCAAACAAACUGAUGUGCCAGAGGAAGACAAGUACGGGAAUUCAACUGUGGUGGAGAACACGGAGAGAGGCUGGAGAGAACUCAUCUUCCAGCGGAUCCGUGGAGUUUUUGGUUUUGGGAUCUAAAGAAGUAUUUGGCCUGAAGCUGGAUUUCUAUUUUUUACUGAGCAAGUCCUAAAUCUAACCAUGGGGGUUAAAAACAUCUGUCAUUCAUGUUUUACUCACCCUGUUCUUCCAUGUUGUUAAACACAAAAACGUUGCAUACCAUGGGGGUUAAAAACAUCUGUUAUUCAGCACGCUAGAAUGGGCCUGCUUCCUACUCUUUACUCUGGUGUUGUCACAACUGAAUCAUGUAGAUCAGCCGAUGGUGACGGACCUGGGUACACUCUUGUUUCGUGGAUGAACAUGAUCUUGCUGUGUGAUUGUAUGACUGUUGGAGUUGCAGGAGUAAGCAGUUGCCUUGUGCUUACUACUCUGAUUGUUUUUUUUUUAUCGUGGAUUGCUAGCAAGUUACAGUUACGACUUGCGAGCACUGUGCCGUGCCGGUCGUGAUCUGGCACUCUUAUUUCUUAAAAGAUUGCGCGUUUGUCUUCUGCUUAAUUUUCAAUCAGAUACUAAGAAGUGGUA